AUGGAUCUCAUGAAUAAAUCCACAAUUUCUGAAUUUGUUUUACUCAGUCUCUCUGGAUCAUGGGAACUUCAGAUUUUCUAUUUUAUGUUCUUUUUGUUGCUUUAUGGGGCCACUGUAGUGGGGAACCUCCUCAUUGUGAUCACAGUGAUAUUUAGUUCUCAUCUGAACUCUCCAAUGUACUUCCUCCUUGGCAACCUCUCCUUUUUUGACAUGUGCCUCUCUACUGUCACUACACCCAAAAUGGUUUCAGACUUGCUCAGGGAACAGAGAACCAUACCUUUAUGGGGAUGUAUGACUCAGAUGUUCUUCAUGCAUUUAUUUGGGGGUGGUGAGAUGACUCUCCUCAUCGCCAUGGCCUUUGACAGAUAUGUUGCCAUAUGCAGACCUCUUCAUUAUACAUCCAUCAUGAGCCGUCGCCUGCUCCAUGGGUUUGUGCUAUUCUCAUGGAUAAUUGGUUUCAUACACACUAUGAGCCAAAUGGUUCUAACUGUGAACUUGCCCUUCUGUGGACCCAAUGUCAUAGACAAUCUAUUCUGUGACCUUCCCCUAGUGAUCAAACUUGCUUGUAAGGACACCUAUGUUCUGGAACUGUUUGUCAUUGCUGACAGUGGCCUACUUUCACUGAUUUGCUUCAUCCUAUUGCUUGUGUCUUACACUGUUAUUCUAGUCACUGUCCAUCGCUCCUCUGGUGGGCUUUCCAAAGCUCUGUCCACAUUGUCUGCUCAUAUCACUGUGGUGACUCUUUUCUUUGGGCCAUGUAUCUUCAUUUAUGCUUGGCCAUUUAGCAACUUUUCAGGGACUAAAAUCCUCUCUGUGUUUUAUACUGUUAUCACACCUUUAUUAAACCCUAUUAUCUAUACCCUGAGGAAUCAGGAGAUGAAGGUGGCCAUGAGGAAACUGAUGACCCAGCAUGUUCACUCAAGGUAA
This is a messenger RNA of Dromiciops gliroides (monito del monte), 927 nucleotides long. RefSeq names its product olfactory receptor 4L1-like. The record is from RefSeq and is a predicted model, not a curated record. NCBI's taxonomy places the organism in Eukaryota, Metazoa, Chordata, Mammalia, Microbiotheria, Microbiotheriidae. Gene Ontology annotation, molecular function: olfactory receptor activity; G protein-coupled receptor activity. The coding region runs from base 1 to 927 and encodes 308 amino acids. Gene Ontology annotation, cellular component: membrane. The transcript has a single exon. Gene Ontology annotation, biological process: G protein-coupled receptor signaling pathway.